Molecule: messenger RNA, 4875 nt
Organism: Anolis carolinensis (green anole)
Lineage: Eukaryota; Metazoa; Chordata; Lepidosauria; Squamata; Anolidae
Gene: scarf1
Product: scavenger receptor class F member 1
Exons: 11
Coding region: 1494-3398 (634 amino acids)
Biological process (GO): neuron remodeling; dendrite development; heterophilic cell-cell adhesion
Cellular component (GO): membrane
Molecular function (GO): low-density lipoprotein particle binding; scavenger receptor activity
Source: RefSeq, a predicted model, not a curated record
GCCUAUAGACAAUGGCAGCGCACAGAGCAGGAAAAAGGUGCUUCCUGCCCAUCUUCCAGCCCUUCCACUGCUGGGAUUCUAUUAUUAUUACUAUUAUUAUUAGCAGGCUGGGUGGUCCUCUGUCGGGAGGGAUCGAAUGGUGUCCUUUAGGACAGAGAGAGGUUGGGCUUUCUGCCCUAAAGGGCCAUCUUUGGGCUUCUCUUCCAGCUCUAGGAUUCUAUUAUUAUUAUUAUUAUUAUUAGUAGUAGUAGUAGUAGUAGUAGUAGUAGUAGUAGGCUGGAUGGCCCUCUGUCGGAAGGGAUUUGAUGGUGUCCUUUAGGGCAGAAGGGGGUUGGAUUGGAGGGGCCUUCUUGGGGCUUCUUUUCCAGCUCUAGGAUUCUAUUAUUAUUUUAUUUUAUGACACAGCUAACAAGAUAGAUAUGCUGGAUUUCGUCCAGCAUAUUAUUAUUAUUAUUAUUAUUAUUAGUAGUAGUAGUAGUAGUAGUAGUAGUAGGCUGGAUGGCCCUCUGUCGGAAGGGAUUUGAUGGUGUCCUUUAGGGCAGAAGGGGGUUGGAUUGGAGGGGCCUUCUUGGGGCUUCUUUUCCAGCUCUAGGAUUCUAUUAUUAUUUUAUUUUAUGACACAGCAAACAAGAUAGAUAUGCUGGAUUUCGUCCAGCAUAUUAUUAUUAUUAUUAUUAUUAUUAGUAGUAGUAGUAGUAGUAGUGGUAGUAGUAGUAGUAGGCUGGAUGGCCCUCUGUCAGAAGGGAUUUGAUGGUGUCCUUUACGACAGAAGGGGGUUGGAUUGGAGGGGCCUCUUUUGGACUUCUCUUCCAGCUCUAGGAUGCUAUUAAUAUUCUUAUUAUCAUUAUUAUUAUUAUUAUUAUUAUUAUUAUUAACAGGCUGGAUGGCCCUCUGUUGGAAGGGAUUUGAUGGUGUCCUUUACGGCAGAAGGGGGUUGGAUUGGAGGGGCCUCUUUUGGACUUCUCUUCCAGCUCAAGGAUGCUAUUAAUAUUAUUAUUAUCAUUAUCAUUAUUACUAUCAUUAUUAUUAUUAUUAACAGGCUGGAUGGCCCUGUCGGGAGGGAUCGGGUUGUGUCCUCCUUUAGGGCAGAAAGGGGUUGGGUUGAAGGGGCCUUCUUUGGAAUCUCCAGCUCUAGGACUCUUUUAUUAUCAUUAUUAUUAUUAUUAGCAGGAUGGCUGGCCCUCUGUCGGGAGGGAUCAGAUGGUGUCUGUUAUGGCGGAAAGGGGUUGGACUGGAAGGGUCUUUUUUGGGCUUCUUUUCCAGCUCUAGGAUUCUAUUAUUGUUAUUAUUAUUAUUAUUAUUAUUAUUAUUAUUAUUAUUAUUAUUAUUAUUAUUAGGCUGGCUGGCUGUGUUUUGCCUGUCCUCUUGUGCUUCCCUCCUCCUCCUCCUCCCUGGCUUCCUCAGGAAAAGGCCAAGGAGGAAAUGGGAGGAGGGCGGCCCCACUCUGCAGUGAGGACUCUGGGCCUCUGAGAAGAGGAGCCUUUCCCAGCGCCAUGGGGCCCCGGGCCCUCCUGCUGCUUCUUUCUGUGCAGGCCUCGCUGGGCCCCGAGUUCGGGAGCUGUGCCUCGGCCCUGGAUCCCAACGGGAGGAACGUCUGCCAGUCCGGCAGCCAGCCCCCGGCCCUCUCCUGUUGCCCCGGAUGGGAGCAAGACGGCGCCGAAUGCCCCCUCGCGCUCUGCACGGGACCCAAUGCCUGUGGCCAGGAGGAGGUCUGCAUUCGGCCAGGAGUCUGCCGCUGCCGCCCUGGCUUCUUUGGCGCCAAUUGUACCGGACGCUGCCCUGCCCAGUUCUGGGGCCCGGAGUGCAAGGAGCGCUGCCUGUGCUUCCCGCAGGGGUGGUGCCAGCCAUCCAGUGGGGCGUGCCAGUGUGGGCCCGGCUGGUGGGGGCCCCUGUGUGACCGGCCCUGCCCUUGCGGCCCCCACGGGCGCUGCCACCCGGCCUCGGGGGCCUGCCUGUGCGCCGCGGGCUGGUGGGGGCCCCUCUGCCGCCGGCCCUGCCCCUGCUUCCCGGGGGGAGCCCCCCACUGCCACCCGGCCUCGGGGGCCUGCCUCUGCCGGGAGGGCUUCUGGGGCCGUGCCUGCGCCUCCCGCUGCGCCUGCCACGGCUCCCCCUGCGCUCAGGACUCCGGCCGCUGCCGCUGCGAGGAGGGGCGCUGGGGGGCCGCCUGCCAGCACCUCUGCCCCUGCCGGCCCCCACGAGGCUCCUGCGCCCCCAGCAACGGCUCCUGCACCUGCCUCCCCGGCUACACCGGCAAGGACUGCUCGGAACCCUGCCCUGGCGGCACCCAUGGGCUGCGCUGUGCUCACAGCUGCGGCCAUUGCAGGCCCCCCGCCCCUUGCUCCCCUUUGGACGGCUCCUGCGCCUCCUGCGCCCCCGGAUGGAACGGGACCCUCUGUGUUGAGCCCUGCCCCCCAGGGCGAUAUGGGGAGGGCUGCAUUCAGAGCUGCCCUCGCUGUCGCCAAGGGGAAACUUGCCACCCGGAGACCGGGGCCUGCCAGCACUGUGAGGCCGGCCUCACUGGAGACAGAUGCCACCUUCCAUGUCCUGCCAACCUUUUUGGGGAGGGCUGCCGCCUUGCUUGCCCCUUCUGUGCCAAUGGGAGCUGCGACCCAGUGAGCGGGGCCUGCCUUUGCCAAGCUGGUUUCUGGGGUGCCAGCUGCAACCAGAGCUGCCCUGAGGGCUUCCAGGGCCCCAACUGCUCCUCCGCGUGCCAUCCGGUCUCAGGCCAUUGCCCGUGGGGGGGCUCCCACCAAGCAGCCCUUGUGGCCAAGAUCCUGACUCCGCUGCUGCUUCUCCUCCUCUUCUUCUUCUUCUUCCUCGGAUGCUGGUGCUGCCGCCGAACGGAGCCCCAAGAUGCUAGGCACAGAGCGGCACCAGGGGAAGGGGACCCGCUCCGGAGGGUGAAGCACCACGUGCGCUCGGCCUUGCCCUGCCUCCCCUUGGAGGGCCACAAGCUCCCCAGAGUCACAGUCUCCCACCACGAGGCAGAGAUGCCCUUCACCCCCAGCUUCAUCGAGGGCCCCUCCGCUGCGUGGCCUUCCGACUCCUCCUCGUGGGACUCCGAGGGAGAGGAAGAAGAGGAGGAAAAACAGGCCGAGAGAGUGGCAGCAGAUGCGGACAUGGGUCGGGAGCCCUUUCCGCCGCUGGGCAUCCCCCGCACGUCCAGCCUGGCCAAGGCCCCCCGGCCCUCCGUCUCCUUUGCACAAGGGACCCGCUUUGGGACCCCGGGACCCCCUGGAAAAGCGCCAGAGGAAGGGUCCUGCCCCGAGAAGGUGGAGGGGCUGACCACCAUCUACGUGACUGUGGGCCAGGCGGAAACGGUGGGGGGCGAGGGGAAGAGAGACCCAAAAGAGGAGAGUGGGCCUAAGUACGAGAACGUCCCAGGGUGGUCCCCAUAGGGCCCCCUUUCCCCCUUGCAAACAAUGACAGCACAAUAACAAGAAGGAUUGGGUGCCACUUCCCACGCCGCCAGCAGAGGGCGCUGUUUAAAGCUCCCUUUCUCCCCUUGCAAACCAGAAAAGGGUGAGAUGCCAUUCCCAACGCCACCAGCAGAGGGUGAUGUUCCUCUUGAUUAAGGCUCCCAAAGGCCAGAAAGGACUUAGGUGCCACUCCCAAAGCCACCAGCAGAGGGCGCUGUUUCGUUUGUUUCUAAGCCGCUGCCGGCAGAAUCCUGACUUCUUUUCCUCUGAACUCUGCACAUGCUCAGAGUCUCAAUGUGUUGUCGAAGGCUUUCAUGGCCGAGAUCACAGGGUUGUUGUAUGUUUUCCGGGCUGUAUUGCCAUGUUCUAGAAGUAUUCUCUCCUGACGUUUCGCCCACAUCUAUGGCAGGCAUCCUCAGAGGUUGUGAGCUCUUGGAUAAUAAGGAGGGAUUAAGGAAAAGCCUAUUAAACAUCAAAUUACAUUAUGAUUUUACAAUUUAAACGCCAAAACAUCAUGUUAUACAACAAAUUUGACAAAAGAAGUACAGUAGAGUCUCACUUAUCCAACGUUCUGGAUUAUCCUAAGCCGCCCCGAGUCCCCGUUGGGGAGAUGGUGGCGGGGUAUAAAUAAAGUUUUAUUAUUAUUAUUAUUAUUAUUAUUAUUAUUAUUAUUAUUAUUAUUAUUAUCCAAGGCAUUUUUGUAGUCAAUGUUUUCAAUACAUGAUAUUUUGGUGCUAAAUUCGUAAAUACAGUAAUUACUAUAUAGCAUUACUGCGUAUUGAACUACUUUUUCUACCAGUUUUGUGGUAAAACACAAUGUUUUGGUGCUUAAUUUGUAAAAUCAUAACCUAAUUUGAUGUUUAAUAGGCUUCUCCUUAAUCUCUCCUUAUUAUCCAACAUAUUCGCUUAUCCAACUUUCUGCCGGCCCGUUUAUGUUGGAUAAGUGAGACUCUACUGUAUUUACGAAUUUAGCACCAAAAUAUCAUAUGUAUUGAAAUAUGUAUAUUUCAAUAUGUAUUGAAAACAUUGACUACAAAAAUGCGUUGGAUAAUCCAGAACGUUGGAUAAGUGAGACUCUACUGUAUAUUGAAAACAUAUAAUAAUGACAAAGCAUGAGGAAGAACGGAUCUGAUUUUAUGUUUGAAAUGUACGUUUUAAUUCAUAAUGUAUUUUAAUAGUUUUAACUGUUUUAUGUGCUGUUUUAUAUUGGUUUGUAUGGGCAUCUAAUUAUUGCCAUUGUUGAAGGGCGGGAUAUAAAUGUGAGAAAUAAAUAAACAUUGACUACAAAAAUGGCUUGGAUAAUCCAGAAGCUUGGAUAAGUGAGAGACUACUGUAUUAUUAAAUAUUACUGUUUCCCAGUAUUGUGUUAACUCAAGUGUUAUGUUCUGGCCUGGGUGAUUUCUAUAUUCUGGUCGAUCAAUAAAAGGGUUCAGCAUUCCCAUCACUGUUUGAACAA